GGAGAAAGCAAUUCCAGCCUGUGACAGUGAUCCUGUUUGCAGGCCUGGAGGACGGCAGGGAUUCUCUCUGUGUGGCCCUCAGACCAGCAGCGUCAGGAUUGACUGGCAGCAGCGAUAGGAACGAACCAGAAUGGGUGACCCGGCGUGGAGUGUGAGGACCGCAAAGCUGGCCCUGGCCUUGGCCAUCAUCCACUCGAAGCCAGCAGGCAGCAGCGGCAGAGAGUACACGGAGCGCCUUGCCAGGGCCGUGUCUGGGCAGGAGUCGAAGGUCGAAGCCUUGGAGGCUGAAGUCCUGGAAUUACGUCAGAAACUUCUCCUGAGCAGGAUUUGUUCAGGGUUGUCCAAGAGCGGAGACCCAUCUUCCCAGCUUCAGGCUCAGGACCCUGGAAGUUCUGAAAACACAGUGACUCUGCUGGAAGAUUCUGGGUGUGAUUUGUCCAACGAACAGAGAACUGAAUCUUCAGAAGCGUCCCAGGAGUUUGUGGAGAGCCGUCCCCCCACCCUCUUUCCGCUGCUGCCCUCUCUGAAAAGGCAUCAUGGUGCUCCAGCAAAUCCUCUCUCUUCCCACAUGCAAUUCUUACAACAUCUCCUUGAACUGAAGACCUUGACGGAAUCAGGGCGUCUGAAAACAGACUUCAGCCACUUUGAAAACGACUCUUCCACAGUAUGUGAUUCUGUUUGCCAGUUGCUAGAUGGCCUAAUCACUUUUUACCGUAAUCCCAAAUUUCCUUUUUCAAGCUUUUGGACAGAAGCUGUUGACACUUUAGCUAGACUGAUUAGCGAUUUUAACUACUCUAAUCAUAUUCUUACGAAGUGUUCCAAGAAGUUGGAAGAAUUUGAGAGAACCUUGCUCCACGAUAUUGUAAGGAACAGGAAUAUAAAUCGGUUUCAGGUGCAGUCUUACGUCUCGCAGAGUCUGGUCACCCUGGGAAGUUGCCGCUUGUUGAGAAAAUCUGUGAUCUCUCUGCUUCUGUCGGAAGUAAACAGGUUCGCGGAGGACCUGGGUCCCGUCAGUCAGGUGCAAGCCGGUUAUGAUGUGACGCGCUAUGAAAAUAUUUUCUCCCUGUUCUGGAUUCUGGAGCAGCUUCUUCAGAAGGAAUCCGAGGAGGGCGACCCUUCAGGCAUCGGGCGCGACGACCAGGAGGCCCAGGCGUUUCUGCGGAAGCACGAUGAAACUGUCCUCCAACUUUCUGAUGCAUUUCCUUUAUUUACUCUUUACGUGUGGAGACUGGGCGUUCUCCUGAACUCAAUAGAGAGAAAAACUGUCGAAAAUAACCCACUUCCUUAG
This is a messenger RNA of Manis javanica (Malayan pangolin), 1288 nucleotides long. It is a transcript of the gene MEI4, whose product is annotated as meiotic double-stranded break formation protein 4. Gene Ontology annotation, cellular component: lateral element. The record is from RefSeq and is a predicted model, not a curated record. Gene Ontology annotation, biological process: spermatogenesis; homologous chromosome pairing at meiosis; meiotic DNA double-strand break formation. Lineage: Eukaryota; Metazoa; Chordata; Mammalia; Pholidota; Manidae.